CUGGUCCUUUCUCUGAAGUAUACAACUGCUGCACCCGCACUUUUUGCAUUGCCACGAACAUCCGGCUGGAGAGACUUCUACAUUGCACAGGAAUACCUUGACAAGUAUUACACACCAAAAGGAGAACACACGGUUGGAGAAAUGACAGCGGGUGGCAAUUCCGUGACAAGGAAAAUUAAGCAAAUGCAGGCUUUCUUUGGCUUGCAAGUGACGGGGAAGCUGGACUACAGCACCAUGGAUGUCAUCAAGAGGCCUCGGUGUGGCGUCCCAGAUGUUGCAAACUAUCGCCUCUUCCCAGGAGAACCCAAGUGGGAAAAAAACACAUUGACAUACAGAGUAUCAAAAUAUACGUCCACUCUGAGUCAUGCAGAAGUUGACAAGGCUGUGGAGAUGGGGCUGAAAGCAUGGAGUAGUGCUGCCCCGUUGAAGUUUGUCAAGGCAAGCACAGGAGAAGCCGAUAUCAUGAUAUCCUUCCAAAGUGGAGAUCAUGGGGAUUCUUACCCAUUUGAUGGGCCCCGGGGGACUCUGGCGCAUGCUUUCGCACCUGGAGAAGGAUUGGGUGGAGACACUCAUUUUGAUAACGCUGAGAAGUGGACAAUGGGCGUGAAUGGAUUUAACCUAUUCACGGUUGCUGCUCAUGAAUUUGGCCACGCACUGGGCCUUGCCCAUUCGUCUGACCCGUCAGCUUUAAUGUAUCCCACGUACAAAUACCAGCAUCCCUUUGGCUUCCGUCUCCCCAAAGAUGACGUGAAAGGGAUCCAGGCACUGUAUGGGUCACGGCAAUCCGGAUCCAAGGUCCAUCAUCAACCUCUUCCCAAACCACCAACUCCAGUUGAUCCAGACCAUUGUGACUCCAGAGUCUCAUUUGAUGCAGUCACAGUGCUGGGGAAAGAACUUCUUUUCUUCAAGGAUAGGGUCUUCUGGAGAAGACAAGCUCAGCUAAAAAGUGUGCAGCCACUUGCCAUCACAAGCUCUUUCCCUCAGCUCAUGUCAAACGUCGAUGCUGCCUACGAAGUAGCUGAGAGAGGAGUCGCUUAUUUUUUUAAGGGGCCUCACUACUGGACAACUCGUGGGUUCCAAAUUCAGGGACCCCCUCGGACAAUUGCAGACUUUGGGUUUUCCAGGGAUGUGCAGCACAUAGAUGCAGCUGUCUACCUGAAGGAUGAAAGGAAGACACUCUUCUUUGUAGGAGACGAAUACUACAGCUUUGAUGAAGUUGAAAGAAAAAUUGAAACAGACUAUCCAAAGAGCAUUGAGGAUGAGUUUUCAGGAAUCAACGGCAGAAUAGAUGCUGCAGUGGAGGUGAACGGAUUCAUUUAUUUCUUUCUGGGUCCUAAAGCCUACAAAUAUGACAAAGAAAAGGAAGAGGUUGUGAACAUUGUGAAAUCUAGCUCCUGGGUGGGUUGCUGA
Messenger RNA from Eublepharis macularius, 1410 nucleotides. It is a transcript of the gene MMP20, whose product is annotated as matrix metallopeptidase 20. Gene Ontology annotation, molecular function: metalloendopeptidase activity; zinc ion binding. The record is from RefSeq and is a predicted model, not a curated record. Gene Ontology annotation, cellular component: extracellular matrix. Gene Ontology annotation, biological process: collagen catabolic process; proteolysis; amelogenesis. NCBI's taxonomy places the organism in Eukaryota, Metazoa, Chordata, Lepidosauria, Squamata, Eublepharidae. The coding region runs from base 142 to 1410 and encodes 422 amino acids. The transcript is spliced from 10 exons.